AUGAUAAACACUGAAAAAACUCUCUGAGAACUGUGUGGGCGUGGUCUGAGUAUUCUAAUGAGUGUGCAUGACUGACAGCUGUCUUUAACAAACCAAUGUAUCUUUACGUUACCAUGGCAAUGCAUACAACCUUGAGAGGAAGUAGCAUAACUGUAACAUAACGUAACGUAAUGUUAUAUUCGGAUAAUUUGCUAACUUGUUGGUUCCAGUUGCUCAGAUCUGGGUUUAGAUUUAAAUCUGUGUUUAAGUCUGAGUUUAAAUCUGGGUUUGAGUGUGGGUUCAAAUUUGAAUUUAAGUCUGGGUUUAUAUCUAGGUUCAACUCUGGGGUUAGGUCUGGGUUCAAAUCUGCGUAUAAGUCUAAGUUUAAAUCCUGGUUUAAGUCUAAAUUUAAAUCUGGGUUUAAAUCAGGUUAUAAAUGUGGGUUUAAGUCUAAGUUUAAAUCCAGGUUUAAAUCUGGGUUAAAAUCUGGGUACAAAUCUGGGUACAAAUCUGGGUAUAGAUCUGGGUUUAAAUUUGGGUUUAAGACUGGGUUUAUAUCUGGGUUUAAAUCUAGGUUCAAGUCUGGGUUUAAAUCUAAGUUUAAGUCUGGGUUUAUAUCUGGGUUUAAAUCUGGGUUUAGAAUAAAAUCUGGGUUAAGGCCUAUGUUUAAAUCUGGGUUUAAGUCUGGUUUAAAUCUAUCAGGGUUUAAAUCUGUAUUUAAAUCUAGAUAUACUGUUUAUCUGUGUUUAAUCUGGGUUUGGGUCUUGGUUUAAAUCUGUGUUUAAAUCUGGGUUUAGAUUUAAAUCUGGGUUUAAGUCUGGUUUAAAUUUGGGUUUAUAUCUGGGUUUAGGUCUGGGGUUAGGUCUUGGUUUAAAUCUGGGUAUAAAUCUAAGUUUAAAUGUGGGUUUAAGUCUGAGUUUAAGUCUGGGUUUAAAUUUGAAUUUAGGUCUGGGUUUAAGUCUGGGUUCAUAUCUAGGUUUAAGUCUGGGGUUAGGUCUGGGUUCAAAUCUGGGUAUAAAUCUAAGUUUAAAUCUGGGUUUAAGUGUAAGUUUAAAUCUGGGUUUAAAUCCAGGUUUAAAUCUGGGUUUAGGUUUAAAUCUGGGUUAAAAUCUGGGUACAGAUCUGGGUAUAGAUCUGGGUUUAAAUUUGGGUUUAAGCCUGGGUUUAUAUCUGGGUUUAAAUCUAGGUUUAUAUCUGGGUUUAAAUCUAGGUUUAAGUCUGUGUUUAAGUCUGGGUUUAUAUCUUGGUUUAAAUCUGGGUUUAGAUUUAAAGCUGGGUUUAAGUCUAGGUUUAUAUCUGGGCUUGAAUCUGGGUUUAGAUUAAAAUCUGUGUUAAGGUCUAUGUUUAAGUCUGGUUUAAACCUAUCAGGGUUUAAAUCUGUGUUUAAAUCUAGAUAUACUGUAUAUCUGGGUUAAAUCUGGGUUUAAAUCUGGGUUUAGAUUCAAAUCUGUGUGAGGGCAGCGUGCCGCUUCACUAUCAGUGCCCUUAUAAGGGGUUUACUUCCUCUUCUCUUCAGCUCUCACCUUCACUUUCCCAGAAAUGAAACCACACAGCAGCCAAUCGGUUGUGAGAACCAGCUCACAGCCAGCCAAUCAGGGCGUGGGAGGCGUUGAUAAAUAGAGAAGCAUGUCUGCUCACGCUCAGAUCAGAACUCAGAGUAACAGAAUCAGUACUAAUCAUGAGGCCGAUUCUGCAGAACAUCCAGAUCCUGUACGUUAGUAACGGCGGUGAGGAACCGUACGUGGAGAUCAUCACCGUGCGAAAGUCUGCACGCUCCAGGAGUGUGUGCAGCUCCAGGAGUGUGUGCAGCUCCAGGAGUGUGUGCAGCUCCAGGAGUGCGCGGAGUGUGUGCAGCUCGUGGAGUGAGUGCACGUCUGAAGACGAGGAGGCCGAGGACACUCUUCCUGUUCUAAACCAGAAAAGCUCCAUCCUGCAGGAACAUCACAUCCACAGCUUGGCGGGUGGCGUGCCGGCUCGGGUCCAGGGCACGGUGUGGGAGCUGGUGUACAGCACAGCGGAACACGGUACCAGCCUCCGAACCCUGUACCGCAAGACUGCACCCAUCGACCGACCCGUCCUGCUGCUCAUACAGGACAUUCACAACCAGGUGUUCGGGGCGUUCUCCUCCGACCCGUUCCGAGUGAGUAAUAGCUGCUACGGUACUGGAGAAACGUUUCUCUUCACCUUCGACCCGGAGUUUAAGACGUUCUGCUGGAGUGGAGAGAACUCGUAUUUCGUACGAGGGUUCCUGGACUCUCUGCAGAUGGGAGGGGGAGGAGGAGGUCCGUUCGGGUUGUGGCUGGACGCGGAUCUGUGCCGGGGUUCCACCUUCUCCUGCAACACUUUCCGGAACCAGCCUCUCUCCCCCCUGCAGGACUUCACCAUCCGGGCCGUGGAGGUGUGGACCUUCCUGUAGAAACCCGGCACCUAACCCGGCACCUAACCCGACACCCACUCUUCAGAGAGUGUAGCGGCGCUGUCGUUCGGAGAGUCCGACCUGCUAUUCCAGUCUGGAAUCGGAGCUCAGCGGUGGAGAACAGGUCUGAACAGGGUUCCUGAUGGUCCUGCGAGUUCUUCACCGUGCAAAUCCGCACUAGUCCGUUACGAGGAACGCCGGGAGCUGAAACCGUGCCAGCCUGCCAGCCUGGACACCUCCCGGCACCUCGCUUUAACACUACUGAGACUGAACUACUGACCCCCGUCCACCUGCCACCUGACCCGGCGCCCGACACGGCACCACCGGAACUGUUUACAUUAGCGAGAGACUGUAAUAACGGCGGGUAAACGGAUUUACGAGGAGUUACGAGGAAUGUGAGCAUUUGACAUGUUCAGGUUUUUUUUUACAAUGAUAAAAAUACAUUUUGUAUUAAUUUUUUUUGUAUUGAGGGGAAGAAAUAAAACAUUUUGCACUUUUAAUGGUUCAUAAGUCGCUGUGGAUCAGUGCUGACACUGUGUCUCUGUAAUUCACAUUUUUUAUUAAAAUGAAUUAAAACAGAAAUAAUUCAUUA
Messenger RNA from Astyanax mexicanus (Mexican tetra), 2987 nucleotides. RefSeq names its product nuclear receptor coactivator 7 (gene ncoa7a). The coding region runs from base 1658 to 2395 and encodes 245 amino acids. The transcript has 6 exons. NCBI's taxonomy places the organism in Eukaryota, Metazoa, Chordata, Actinopteri, Characiformes, Acestrorhamphidae. Gene Ontology annotation, biological process: regulation of transcription by RNA polymerase II; response to oxidative stress. Gene Ontology annotation, cellular component: nucleus. The record is from RefSeq and is a predicted model, not a curated record.